AUGUAUUUCUUCGCUUUCCAGUGCUGGCGCAGGAAUGCAAGGAAGGAACCAAGUUCAUGAUAGAUAUAGAUGCGCCAGAAGGUCUCUUCAGUGGUAGUAAAUGGCAGAGAAGACACGAAUUCCUUCUUGAGCCGUCCCCACGCCGCCUCCAUGGGUAGUGGCUGCAUAUGUGGCGCAGCAAGCUCUACCCAAGGUGGAGGGCUAUUGCGAGGUUCUCCCCUCAGACGGGUAAGAAGGCGGAUGAUUCCUCCGUUGCGUUGAGAAAUAGAACCCGUGCGAUCGUUAUAUCCCGCGCGACAGAUAUACCCAUCAAGCCAAAACAGCCAGCACAGAAUAUCGACGUCUGCUAGAGAGCUGACGAUGGCGGUACGCUGGCAGUUUUCACAGUCAUCUCCGCCC
Molecule: messenger RNA, 399 nt
Organism: Schizophyllum commune H4-8
Lineage: Eukaryota; Fungi; Basidiomycota; Agaricomycetes; Agaricales; Schizophyllaceae
Exons: 1
Coding region: 168-350 (60 amino acids)
Source: RefSeq, a predicted model, not a curated record